AUGAAUAAAACAUUUUAUUGUUUGUUGUCUAUAACCGUGAUUACCACAAUUUUAUUUCUUGGAUUAUUCUUUGGAAUCGGAUAUCCAGAAAUAUUGAGAAACAACUUUACGAAAACUACUUGUGAUGCUACUAGAAAAUGGAAUAUUCCAAAAUAUUGUUGUUAUGAAAAAUGUGAUAAAUGCAUAUAUGCACCAUCAAAUGCUACUAGUUGUUAUUCUUUAAAGGAUAAAUGGAAUUCUAUUGAUCCUACAACAUGUAAUAACGGAUGUCCUUCUAUUGAUGAUAGUUCUUUAUGUGGAAAUGGAUAUCAAUGUUGUUUAGAGAGUUAUAGACAAGUAUGUCCAAAAUCAGGAUCAUCAUAUUAUACACAGCAUAUUUGUGAAUCAUGGGUUACAGAUGUUAGAUGUCAGAUCAUAUGUCCGUUUUGUCAUAAUGUGAUCAUUGAAGUUAAAUAUAACACAUUUCAAGGCCUUAAAAUCUCAAAUAAUACAAAAUUUUUUGAUAGUGAUCAAAAUGAUAAUAGUAUAAAUAAUUAUAUGGAUAAUUAUUCACUCACGAAAUCUUUUGAAUGUUUUUAUGAUCCAAAGAAUCUUUAUGAUGUUUUUUUUGAUGUGGAUUAUACAACAAGAACAUGGUCAAUUAUCGGAUUAUCUAUAUUUUUAUUAUACUUAUCUUUGAUAAGUUUAACUACAUAUCUUUCGAUAAAAUAUCAUGCUUUUACAAAAGAUCAUUGGUUGAAUUUUAUUUUAUGUCUGUGGUUAGGUACUGUACCACCAAUUAUAUUUAUUUCUGUUUCACAUACUCCAAAUGUGAUUGCAAAUAUUUUGUAUGGGAUAUCAUUGAUGUUGAUCACGAUUUUUUGGGCAAAUGUUCCAUUGGUUGAAUGGAGCAAAACAAUCGAUAGUAAUCAUAAAGUAUGGAUUUUAGUCACAGGAACUUUUGUAUUACCUUUAUUAUUCUUUGAAGUUUUACUCAAGAUUUCUUCUUUUACUAAGAAGAGAAAAGAAUUAAAUUAUCAUAUUAAUGACGAAAUUGAAGAAGAUUUACCACCACCACCAUAUGAUCAAGCAAUUAUGAAAAAAUAA
Scutellospora calospora is the source of this 1086-nucleotide messenger RNA. The record is from the annotation of a GenBank genome assembly. Lineage: Eukaryota; Fungi; Glomeromycota; Glomeromycetes; Diversisporales; Gigasporaceae.